AUGGUUUUUGUUCAGCUGAGACAGUUCUCCAGCAGCAGCACCGCGGCCGGAAGACCCGGCUGCUCGCUGGUGAAACCGGUGCACCACCGCGUGCGCAUCAGAAAACAGCUGCUCUCGCCAAGAUUCCCGGAGUUGAAGCUGCCGCCGUCCGACGUCCGCUCGCCAAAAUAUAGACCUUUUCUGGUGGGACAGGACAGAGUCAAGGAACACUACCACAACACGCUCAAGUCGGACCUGCUGCUGAUCAACUACCAGCACGACCAGAAGGAAGUGGUGGGUCCUAAGAAAAGGAAGUGGGACAUGUCGUCGCCGUACCACAUCAACAGACCGUUGCAGAAACCAAAGGGACAGAUUGUGCCGUCGCCGACGAUCCGCCCACGCACGUGGAAAAACGUGCCAUUUUUCGAGGGCGUGUCGAUCAACUGUUUCGUGGCGGAGGCCAAGGCGAAUAGUUCUGCUGCUGUUGCUGCGCUACUGCAGAUCCAGCAAAUCACAAACUCCAAGGUGUACCCGAUCUACGCUAAAACCAACGUUCCCUCGUGGAAGCUGCGGCCGGGAAUGCUGAUGGGAGCCCGCACCAGACUCACGGGCGCCCCGGCGCACCAGUUUCUCACCACGCUCACCGAGCUGGUUCUUCCUCGGACCAGAGACUUCAAGGGAAUCCGGACCUCGGCGGGUGACCAGUACGGCAACAUCGCGUUUGGUCUGAGUGCCGAGACCGUGCGUCUGUUCCCGGAGAUCGAGCACAACCAGGACUCCUGGCCCAACACCUACGGGUUCUGGCUGACGCUGCACACGAGCGCGCAACUCGACUACGAGGCCCGCACGCUGCUGAGCGGUCUGGGCCUGCCUUUUUACGGCAACGAAAAAGUUCCGCUGCUGCUCAGGCAGGCGCAGUGA
This is a messenger RNA of Ogataea haglerorum, 900 nucleotides long. RefSeq lists its product as uncharacterized. Gene Ontology annotation, biological process: translation. Gene Ontology annotation, molecular function: structural constituent of ribosome; RNA binding. The coding region runs from base 1 to 900 and encodes 299 amino acids. Gene Ontology annotation, cellular component: cytosolic large ribosomal subunit; ribosome. The transcript has a single exon. The record is from RefSeq and is a predicted model, not a curated record. Lineage: Eukaryota; Fungi; Ascomycota; Pichiomycetes; Pichiales; Pichiaceae.